This is a messenger RNA of Betta splendens (Siamese fighting fish), 1910 nucleotides long. It is a transcript of the gene prpf4, whose product is annotated as PRP4 pre-mRNA processing factor 4 homolog (yeast). The record is from RefSeq and is a predicted model, not a curated record. Gene Ontology annotation, cellular component: U4/U6 x U5 tri-snRNP complex. Gene Ontology annotation, biological process: mRNA splicing, via spliceosome. Bases 174 to 1706 code for a protein of 510 amino acids. Gene Ontology annotation, molecular function: U6 snRNA binding; protein binding; U4 snRNA binding. Lineage: Eukaryota; Metazoa; Chordata; Actinopteri; Anabantiformes; Osphronemidae. The transcript has 15 exons.
GGCUUAUAGGGUCCAGAUGUCGCGCCUUGUCGCGUUUCUGUUGCAGCUUUCUGCACCGGAAGAACAGCCUCUGACCUGGGAAGUGACGACGCGUCUGUAACCGGGUCACGGCUCCCAGAGGCACGCUGUUCUUUCUAGGGUUUAGUUUACCACCACCAGAAGUAAAACUAAAAAUGUCGGACGACGAGGACAUGACUCCAGCUGUGAAGAAAAGUCGAGUUUUCUAUGGCAGCCUGGAGGAAAAAGAGAGAGAACGUUUGAGCUGUGAGUCGGCAAGUGGCACAAUGGCCGGAAAGAAUGCAGUGAAGGCAGGGAUCCAGGCAGGAAACAUCAACAUCUCCUCAGGUGAGACUCUGGAGAUGGAGGAGCGAGUUAGUGAGCGGCAGCAGGAGGCGCUUGCUGAGUUUGAGCGGCGGCGGCGAGCACGGCAGAUUACCGUCUCCACUGAUGACGCCGAGGUGAAGGCUGGCCUCCGGGCGCUCGGGGAGCCCAUCACUCUAUUCGGAGAGGGGCCAGCUGACCGUAGAGAGAGACUGCGAAGCGUCCUGUCUGUGGUUGGACCCGAUGCUCUGAAGAAGUCCAGGAAGGACGAGGAGAGAGCAAAGAGAUCACAGGACGAGUGCCAGCAGACGUGGUACCAUGAAGGCUCAGCCUCGCUGAAGGACGCUCGUCUGUGGUUGGCUAAAUACUCACUGCCACGGGCCAUGAGGCGUCUGGAGGCUGCACGUGUUCAGAAGGAUGUUCCUGAUUCGACGAGGGUGGUCCGACAGCAAGAGCUGCACAAGAGCCUAAGGAACCUAAACAACUUCUGCAGCCAGAUCGGUGAUGAUCGACCGAUCAGUUUCUGCCACUUCAGCCCAGACUCCAGGAUGUUAGCCACUGCAUCCUGGAGCGGCCUCUGUAAGCUGUGGUCCGUCCCUGACUGUAGCCUGAUCCGUACGCUCAGAGGACACAACACCAAUGUUGGCGCUGUCGUCUUCCGCCCACAAGCCGGACUCUCUCUUGAUCAGUCUGACGUCAGCUUGGCGUCAUGUGCUGCUGACGGAUCUGUGAAGCUUUGGAACCUGGAAAGCGAUGAGCCUAUGGCAGACAUUGAGGGUCACAGUGAGCGGGUGUCCCGGGUCUCGUGGCAUCCUUCAGGAAGGUUUUUGGGAACCACCUGUUACGAUAACUCGUGGCGUCUGUGGGAUUUGGACGUUCAGGAGGAAAUUCUUCACCAGGAAGGUCACAGUAAAGGAGUCCAUGACCUGAGCUUCCACCCUGACGGCUCCCUGGCUGCUACUGGAGGCUUGGAUGCAUUUGGCCGCGUUUGGGACCUUCGCACAGGGCGCUGCGUUGUUUUCCUGGAGGGACACCUAAAGGAGAUCUACAGCCUGCACUUCUCCCCCAAUGGAUAUCACCUGGCAACAGGAAGUGGUGACAACACCUGCAAGGUUUGGGAGCUGAGAAACAGAAAGUGCUUGUACACAAUCCCUGCCCACCAGAAUUUGGUGUCUGCUGUGCGCUUCCAACCUACUGAUGGUCACUUCCUUUUGACUGGUGCAUACGACAACACGGCAAAGGUUUGGAGUCAUCCGGGUUGGACUCCACUGAAGACACUAGCUGGACACGAAGGAAAGGUGAUGGGCAUCGACAUGUCACCGGAUGGGACGCUGAUUGCCACUAGCUCCUACGACCGAACUUUCAAGCUCUGGUUGUCAGAGUGAUGUAACAACUUUUCUAUAUAUCUGAAAAAGUCACAAAUUGCUGUUUUUUUCAUUAAAAUAAAAGAUAUGGUUUUUAAGUUUAGUUUAAAUUUAGUAUAAAUGAUAAAUAUGAUAAGGAAUAAUUGAGUUCCUUUGUACAUGUAACUUGGUGCAAAAUAUGGUUCAUAAAUGAUAAAUAAACAAACGUUUUGAGAUAGUAAACAA